ACCGUCGACCUGUUCGGAUUAAGCGAAGUCGCGAGCGAUUCAGGCAGCACGUGGCAGCAGACUUUGCUUCUCCAGCCCGUAUGAACUCGUUCCUUUUCGUUCCUUUGCGCAAAAUCUUCAAUCUGACUUGACAACCGCGGCUGGGAUCACCGGGAAUUUCAGCAAAUGCUAACUCAUUCAAAACAAUUGCCCUGAAAACAGAUUUUUUUUUAAAAAAAAAGUUGUUCUGCCGUUAAUCGAAGUAGCCCGGAUCCAGUCGUUUUAUCGUCGUGGUUGGGGAAGAUGAGUCGAGAUUUUUAACCUGCCGGAGGGUUCAAUUUAGCUAACUUUGUGAGAUUCACGCAUUCCACCAUUCGAAAUACUGGGAUUAGUUGCAUCUUGAGUGUGUUUUUUAUUGGUUUGUUAAAUUGUGUCGUCGUCAGUGUUUGGUUGAUUCAGAUUUGAAAGUCAACCUUCGAAAGCAAAAUAGAGAGAAAAAAGUGUGUCGAUCAACCAUUAUUGUGACGUGAUAAUCGGGGUGAAGAAAUCGAAGCCAAUAGGCAAGAAACCGCAACAGCGAUCCUCCUGGCUCCUAGUAAGCUAGUUAGCUGACCGAAAACAGUUCCAGCGGGAACCUUUAUAUGGAUACAUUUAAUCGUUAUUCACGAUGAAUAACAAUGAACCCAACAAGCCGGCCAACAUCGACAUAGAGAAGGGACUGGUGGUGGAGAAUGAGCUAUCGAACUUCAGCAACAACGGCAGUCCAACAGCGACGUCACCAUCGAACGGCGGCGACGCGUCGUUAACAGCAGCAGCAGCAGCACCUGGCGACGGAGAUCAAGGUGGCAGCACAAGCAGUCCGCAAACGUCCGGGGACCGAGUCAGGCUAGUGUUUUUGUACGUGAUCCAGUUCGUCGGUUUCGGUGCUUCGGUCGCGGGAAUCGUUCUAGUGUGGUACUACAUGGGUUGGGAGUUCGGAUUGCCGGCGGUCCUGAUCGCCCUGUUGGCGGUGCUGAUUGCCAGCGGAAAGUGGCGCUGGUUCUACAUCGCCGCGCUGACCAUUCCUCGAGACGUAACAGCACUUAUCCGAUACGUCAAAUUGCUGAUACUGGUGAAAAAACAUGCAAGGCUUAACUCGACCAUUGCUGAUAUCUUUGCCGAAUAUGUAGCGAAACAGCCCGACAAACCCUGUUUCAUCUUCGAAGGCAGGGAGUGGACUUUUAAAGAGGUUAAUGACUACUCAAAUCGCAUAGCGAAUGUGUUCCAUUCGCAUGGAUACAAACAGGGUGAUGUGGUCGGUCUGCUGCUGGAGAACCGACCCGAGUUUGUGGCCACCUGGCUGGGUUUGUCCAAGUUGGGUGCAAUUAUUCCGCUGAUCAAUCAUAAUCUACGAAAGAACGCACUGGUGCAUAGUGUAACGGUCGCCAAAUGUAACGCCCUAAUCUACGGCGAGGCUCUCAGGGAUGCUGUAUCCGAAAUCACCGAAUCGCUUCCAUCGUCGACGGCUAUGUAUCAGUUCAAUGAUUCGGUUCAACAACCGGUGUUAUCAAACUCAAAAGAUUUGACCACACUGCUACAGGCAGCCUCCAAGGAACAACCGAACGCCCAGAAGCCAGGUCACCACGACAAGCUGCUCUACAUCUACACUUCCGGUACAACGGGACUUCCAAAGGCAGCCGUUAUCACCCAUUCGCGGUUCCUGUUCAUCACGGGAGCCAUCCACAUAGUGGCCGGAUUCCGAAACGAUGACAUCUUCUACACGCCACUUCCGUUGUACCACACAGCCGGCGGAAUGAUGAGCGUCGGCCAGGCACUGCUGUUCGGUGCCACCGUGGUCAUCCGGAAGAAGUUUUCCGCCUCACAGUUUUUCGCCGAUUGUCAGAAGUACAACUGCACGGUCGCACAAUACAUUGGCGAGAUGUGCCGGUACAUUCUGGCUACUCCGUCUUCGGCCACCGACAAGGGCCACAAGGUGAGACUGAUUUUUGGUAAUGGACUGCGGCCUCAGAUUUGGCCACAAUUCGUUGAACGGUUUAAUAUUCCCCGAGUCGCUGAGUUCUAUGGUGCUACCGAAGGCAACGCCAAUAUUGUCAACAUCGACAACACCGUCGGAGCGAUCGGAUUCGUGUCGAGAAUCAUUCCUGCCGUGUACCCGAUUUCGAUUAUCCGAGCCGACCCGGCCACCGGUGAACCGAUUCGUGGAAAGGAUGGCUUAUGUCAGGUAUGUGAAUUGAAUGAAUUCCAUAAUGUGGAUUUCAUAGCAGUAAAUAUCUCCUACCUCAGUCGUCUGUUUCCGGAUCCCUUCGCUCUGCGCGCACCUCCUCCUUGCGAUGUACCGGCGAUACAGCAACUCGUCGUGCUGCGUAUUGAGUCUACUAUGCGGGUUUAA
Uranotaenia lowii is the source of this 2368-nucleotide messenger RNA. Its product is annotated as long-chain fatty acid transport protein 4-like. Gene Ontology annotation, cellular component: endoplasmic reticulum. The record is from RefSeq and is a predicted model, not a curated record. Gene Ontology annotation, molecular function: long-chain fatty acid transmembrane transporter activity; long-chain fatty acid-CoA ligase activity. The transcript has 7 exons. Gene Ontology annotation, biological process: triglyceride homeostasis. Lineage: Eukaryota; Metazoa; Arthropoda; Insecta; Diptera; Culicidae. Bases 647 to 2368 code for a protein of 573 amino acids.